AUGGAUUAUAGCCAAUUAGAUGCGAACAUUAAUGGCAACAUUAAUACGGGCAAUAUCAAUACGAAUGACUUCCUAGCCAUAUUCUCAUCAACAACCGUCAGCAAUGCAACAUUACUCGACCCGCCACUACUUACAGUCGAUGGCGCCAUCACCACACUCAGCCCGAAUAAUUAUGUCAAUGACAGUUACUACUUCGUGAAUAGCAACUUUUAUAAUAGCAGUUCGAUUUUGAAUGGCAUCGGCAAUUAUUCCAAUCAAACGUUGACGGGUGUGACGGCCAACCUGACGAGCAACGUGACGGAAGUGCAAUGGGACGGCCGCUACCCCAGCGGCUAUACGCUGCCGCAAAUUGUGAUCGCUUCGGUGAUAGUGACGAUACUGAUGAUUAUCAUCGUGGUGGGCAAUAUGCUGGUCAUCAUUGCCAUUGCGACGGAGAAGUCGCUAAAGAACAUACAAAACUGGUUCAUUGCCUCGCUGGCGGUGGCGGACUUCUUCCUCGGCCUCAUCAUAAUGCCCUUCUCGCUGGCGAACGAGCUGAUGGGCUAUUGGAUAUUCGGCAGCUGGUGGUGCGACAUACACUCGGCCAUGGAUGUGCUGCUCUGUACGGCGUCCAUAAUGAAUUUGUGUUUGAUAUCGUUGGAUCGCUACUGGAGCAUCACGAAGGCGGUGGACUAUCUGAAGUCGCGAACGCCGGCGCGUGCAGCGAUUAUGAUUGCCGCUGUGUGGAUAAUGUCCGCGUUGAUUUGCAUACCGCCACUGCUGGGAUGGAAGAAGAAGAUGCCGGAGGGACCGUUGCCCAAAUGUGCGGUAAGUGAUGUACCAUAG
Molecule: messenger RNA, 825 nt
Organism: Rhagoletis zephyria (snowberry fruit fly)
Lineage: Eukaryota; Metazoa; Arthropoda; Insecta; Diptera; Tephritidae
Product: alpha2-adrenergic-like octopamine receptor
Biological process (GO): G protein-coupled receptor signaling pathway
Cellular component (GO): plasma membrane
Molecular function (GO): G protein-coupled receptor activity
Source: RefSeq, a predicted model, not a curated record